Molecule: messenger RNA, 3532 nt
Organism: Rhododendron vialii
Lineage: Eukaryota; Viridiplantae; Streptophyta; Magnoliopsida; Ericales; Ericaceae
Product: probable LRR receptor-like serine/threonine-protein kinase At1g06840
Exons: 21
Coding region: 458-3322 (954 amino acids)
Biological process (GO): protein phosphorylation
Molecular function (GO): ATP binding; protein binding; protein kinase activity
Source: RefSeq, a predicted model, not a curated record
GUAAAAUAUAUACUAGUCCCCAUUUAAAGCCGCCCCAACUGCUUGCAGCAAAAGUCAAUAAACACCAAGCCCCAUUACGUAGACAUAAUUCAAUGGAGUAUUUUAAACAGCCGAUGAACGAGAUGGCUUUGCUCCCAUCAUCCUCUUCCCGGCUCCUUGAGUCAAUCCCAUCUCUCUCUCUCUCUCUCUCUAUCCAAAAAGAAAACACAGCGGUUUCAGACCCACCUUCGCCCACCUCUCAAGUUGCCUAUACACACACUGUGUACUCACUUACUAUUUUCCACGAAUUUCUGGAGGGAAUUUUCUUUUUUCCCUUUUUUUUUUUUUGUUUCUGGGUAAGAACUCUCUACUCUCAAUUUCCUAUCUGCAAUUCUGUUGAAUUGCAGGGCAUCGGUGAUUCGGCUGUUGAGUUUGUUGGGUUGUAGAAUUUGUUUGUGGCUUAUUCCGUCUUGCCGAGAUGUUCUGGUCAAGGGUUUGGUUGUUUGGAGGCGCGUUUUGUGUGUGCUUGUGUUGGUUUUGUCUGUUCACUGGAGCAGAUGGCCAGAUUACACGACCAGAAGAAGUUACAGCAUUGCGAGCCAUCAAGCAAAGUCUGGUUGAUCCAAAUCGGAAUCUCAGUAAUUGGAAUCGUGGAGAUCCAUGUAUGUCGAAUUGGACAGGGGUUUUGUGCUUCAAUUCGCCAUUGGAUGAUGGCUAUCUACAUGUCAGAGAAUUGCAGCUACUGAAUAUGAAUCUGUCAGGAAGUUUAUCUCCAGAGCUUGGCCGCCUAUCUUAUAUGAUAAUAUUGGAUUUUAUGUGGAAUCAGAUAAGUGGGAAUAUACCGAAAGAGAUUGGCAAUAUUACAUCUUUGGAACUCUUGCUCUUAAAUGGAAAUCAACUCACUGGUUCCUUGCCUGAAGAGAUCGGUUAUCUUCCUAAUUUGGAUAGAAUUCAAAUUGACCAGAACCAUAUAUCUGGAUCACUUCCUAAAUCAUUUGCAAACUUGAACAAAACAAAGCAUUUCCACAUGAACAACAAUUCAAUUAGCGGGCAAAUUCCACCUGAACUGUCUGUGCUGCCAAAUCUUGUUCACUUUCUACUUGACAACAACAACUUAUCAGGGUAUCUUCCGCCAGAUCUUGCCAAUCUGCCUAAUCUACUGAUACUUCAACUGGACAACAACCACUUUGAUGGGACUUCAAUACCAGCUUCUUAUAGCAACAUGUCUCAUUUGCUGAAGUUGAGUCUGAGGAACUGUGGGUUGCUAGGACCAAUCCCUGACCUGAGCAGGAUACCAAAUCUCGCCUAUAUUGAUCUCAGUUCAAACCAGCUUAAUGGCUCCAUUCCACCAGAAAAGCUUUCCGAGAACAUGACAACAAUUGAUUUAUCAAACAACAAUCUUACCGGACCUAUACCUACCAACUUUUCCAGCCUUCCUCUGCUUCAGAUACUGUCACUUGCAAACAAUUCACUGAAUGGUUCUGUUCCAUCCAUUAUAUGGCGAAAUAGGACUUCCAGUCGACCUGAGAGACUUGUAGUUGACUUGCAGAACAAUAUCAUUACAAAUAUUAAUGGCAGUUCCAACCUCCCACCAAAUGUCACUGUUAGGCUUCAAGGAAAUCCAAUAUGCUUGGAUACAAACCUGGUCCAGUUCUGUGGAACGCAGACUCAAUAUAUCAGUCAUAUCCAGAGCUCAGAAAACUCCAAUGCUACUUGUCCUGUGCAAGCAUGCCCCUAUGAAUAUGCCCCAUCAUCUCCUGUACCAUGCUUCUGUGCUGCACCUUUGCUCGUUGGAUAUCGGUUGAAAAGUCCUGGAUUCACAGAUUUUCGGCCAUACAAAGAUCAAUUUGAGGUGUACUUAACAAAUGGUCUAGUCUUGGAGAUUUUUCAGCUUUACAUUGAUUCGUUCAUAUGGGAGGAAGGCCCUCGACUGAAGAUGUAUUUGAAGUUUUUCCCUGUAUACAUUGAUAACGCCUCUUAUGUCUUCAAUAAGAGUGAGGUUCUGCGAAUCAGGAGCAUGUUCACAGGAUGGAAAAUUCCUGAUAGUGACAUUUUCGGACCUUAUGAACUUCUCAACUUCACUCUGUGGGGCCCUUAUGAAGAUGUGAUUCCCUUCUCUUCAAAAUCUGGUAUUAGCAAGGGGGCACUAGCUGGCAUUGUAGUAGGAGCAGUUGCAGGUGCAGUCAUGUUAUCUGCAGUUGUGUCUCUUAUUAUAUUGAGAUUGCUUAUGAGGAAACAACAAGCAGUGUCAAAAAGACGUCAAUUAUCCAAGAUCACUAUCAAAAUUGAUGGUGUGAAAGACUUUACUUAUGGAGAAUUGGCUCUGGCGACUAACAAUUUUGAUGCCUCUGCUCAAGUUGGACAAGGAGGUUAUGGGAAGGUCUACAAAGGUACUCUUGCUGACGGCACUGUUGUGGCCAUAAAACGUGCACAAGAAGGAUCAUUGCAAGGAGAAAAGGAGUUUCUCACUGAAAUAGAACUAUUGUCAAGGUUACAUCACCGGAACUUGGUCUCUUUGCUUGGAUAUUGUGAUGAAGAAAGUGAACAGAUGUUGGUUUAUGAAUUCAUGCCCAAUGGCACCCUGAGAGACCACUUGUCUGGUAAGACUAAAGAGCCUCUGGGUUUGGCUAUGAGAGUGAGAAUUGCAUUAGGUUCAGCCAAGGGAAUCCUCUAUCUGCAUACGGAAGCUGAUCCUCCAAUAUUCCAUCGAGAUAUCAAGGCCAGCAACAUAUUGUUGGACUCUAGGUUAAAUGCAAAAGUUGCUGAUUUUGGACUCUCCCGACUUGCCCCAGUUCCGGAUAUUGAAGGAACUACGCCUGGUCAUGUAUCCACAGUUGUAAAGGGCACUCCGGGGUACCUUGAUCCAGAGUACUUCCUUACUCAUAAGUUGACAGACAAAAGUGAUGUUUAUAGCCUCGGUGUUGUAUUUCUAGAGCUCUUGACCGGAAUGCAUCCAAUCUCGCAUGGCAAAAACAUUGUUCGAGAGGUAAACUCGGCAUAUCAAUCUGGAAUGAUCUUCUCAGUCGUUGACGACCGUAUGGGAGCUUACCCCGCAGAAUGCGUGGAGAGGUUUGUAAACUUGGGCCUCAAGUGUUGCCAAGAGGAGACUGAUGCCCGGCCUUCGAUGGCGGAGGUGGUUCGCGAACUCGAAACCAUAUGGGGUAUGAUGCCAGAGUUCGACACCAAAACGACAGAAUCCUUAAGCAGUGACCCUGGCAAGGUUAUGUCCCCUUCUUCAUCUAUAUCCUCUGAGAUGAAGAAUAAGCACACUCCUUACGUGUCGGGCGACAUCUCCGGCAGUGACCUUGUCAGUGGAGUCAUUCCCACCAUUACCCCCAGAUGAUGUAUUCUUCUCCCUUACGGGGCUGGAGAGGGGGUUAUAUAAGUUAUGUAUAUUCCACAUUUUUUUGGGUUAGAUAUGUAAAAUGUCUUAGGCUGAUCAUUUCACAUCUGCUGUUGUUGCUGUUAUGCUGUAAAAGUUUUGCUUAGAUGGUCAACUUUCACAGUUGUGCCAACAAUCCAGAUAUUAUAUUCCAGAUAAUGAUUACUAAAA